This is a messenger RNA of Symbiodinium sp. CCMP2456, 2544 nucleotides long. The record is from the annotation of a GenBank genome assembly. NCBI's taxonomy places the organism in Eukaryota, Dinophyceae, Suessiales, Symbiodiniaceae.
AUGAACCUCCGCCCUGUCUUGUUGCUGGCGACUUUAUGCGGCGCAGCCAGUGCUGCCGGCAACAGUCAGGAUCAUGAAAAGGCUGAUGAAACCGCAGUUUACAUCUACGACAAUCCACCUAUGCUUUUGCGCAUCUUCUGGAUAGUGGGAUCUAUCUGUGCAGUGCUGGCUAUUGGUAUUUCGAUGUACAACAUCAAGCAGCAUGCUGCUUGUGCUCACUUGCAGGGCUUCGGACAAGACGAGCUUAUCUCUUCUUUUGGCGCACGCGCAAGUCGCAUAAUGAAGCUCCUGCUCAUGCCCUUGACGUUCGCCGCGACGGCCGCACUUCAGAUGUUCCUGCCAGGAGCAGCAGAGCUUCUGGCUCUGUUGCGCACAUGUCAGCUGGCACUUUCGAUGAACGUGAUCAUCGAGUUGCUCUUCAUCCUGAACGGCAGCCAGAAACAGAUCGUGGCGAAUUUACCGGAAGAGCCGAUUGCAGUCUUCGGAAAGCCACCGCUGUGCUGCAUUUUCGGCUGGGGCUGCUGUGCUCAGAAGGUUCAGCUGUGGCAUCUUCGCUUCUUCGUGUUUGGCUUGCAGCAAUUCAUGGUAAUCCUACCCGUGGUGGGCUUGAUUGACUCCUUCAACCAGUCAUACGCCGAGAGUAAUCUUUUUGCCACGACUGACAAGGCAUGUGGGAUCAUCGUAACUUUGAGCACCCUCUUCGGCAUGUGGAGCUUCAAGUGCCUGCUUCCACUCAUGACGGAUUCCAUCCGGACAAGCGCUGCUUCCCAGAGCAAGCUGGAUGCCAUGGAGCAGUUCCUCUUGCUGCAGAUGAUGUCUUCGAAGCUGAUGGACAAGCUCCUGCCCUUGCUUGUGAAGAAUGAUUUGCAGGCAGAGGGCUGGACGAUGCCGAACGCACUCUUCCUGCAAGUUCUCACAGGUUUCCUCACGUGCAUUAUUCAGUUCUUGCUGGCAACACUGGGCCUCCGUGCCUACGAAGCCGGCGCAGGGCUGUAUCCGCCAGUGAACUUUGCCACCGACCUCCCGCCAGAUACUUUGGCAUUGCUUGAUAUGGAUGGGAUUGAUCCUGACAGGUCCACGCCAGCAGUCGUUUGGCUCCUUCGGGCCGUAUGGUGUUGGGCGGGCGUUGGGAGGAUGGCGCAAGCGACCACUACCAAGACGGAUGGUUUCACGCAGUCCAAUGCGUUAUACAUGUUCAAGGAUCCCCCUGAAUGCUUGGUGGGAUUCUGGUCUGUUGGAAGCGUCUGCGCUUGCCUGGCCAUUGGCAUUUCCGCGUAUAAUAUUCGGCGGCACAGGGCAGCUGCAAAAGCUCAGGGCUUCGGAGACGAUGAGCUCAUCUCGUCCUAUGGUGCUCGAGCGGGCCGAGUGAUGGUACUCCUGCUCAUGCCCUUGACGUUCGGCGCGACGGCCGCGCUUCAGAUGUUCCUGCCAGGAGCAGCACAGCUGCUGGCUCUGUUGCGCACAUGUCAGCUGGCACUUUCGAUGAACGUGAUCAUCGAGUUGCUCUUCAUCCUGAACGGAAGCCAGAAACAGAUCGUGGCGCAGUUGCCGGAAGAGCCGAUUGCAGUCUUCGGAAAGCCACCGCUGUGCUGCCUCUGCUGUAAGCAGAAGGUUCAGCUGUGGCAUCUUCGCUUCUUCGUGUUCGGUCUGCAGCAAUUCAUGGUGAUCCUGCCCGUAGUGGGGGUGAUUGAUGCCUAUACGCGCGGCACCUUCGCCUGGACUGACAAAAUCUGUGGAAUUGUCGUAACUGUCAGCACCCUUUUUGGCAUGUGGAGCUUCAAGUGCCUGCUUCCGCUGAUGACGAAUUCCAUUAAAAACCAGGCCAAUGUGAACGCCAUGGAACAUUUUGUGCUGUUGCAGAUGGUGCUGUCGAGACUCUUGGAGAAAGUCUUGCAGCUGGUGGUGAGGGAUGACCUGGAAAGUGAGAGCUGGGUCAUGCCAAACUCAGUGUUCGUGAGCAUUAUCACAGGUUUCAUAACUUGCAUCUGUCAGGUGGGCCUGGCAGUCUUGGGCUUAGGGUCUUAUACUGCUGAUGCUUCGAUGUAUCCGGCUGUCGACUUCUCGUCUGGCCUCCCCCCGGACACCAUAGCAGUGCUCGACAUGGGUGGUAUUGAUCCUGACAAGUGGCAGAGACUACGGGAGCUCCAAGAGACCGUGGCUGCUGUGGCUCCACUGCUCGAGGGAGGUCUGCUUGAAUGGAUUUCAGACGUGUUUCGCUUGUGGAACAGAAAAGGUUGCUUGAAGCUGCUGACGCUGCGUCCUCUGUGCGUUCUUAGCACAACAGAUGCCACACGUCCUGCCAAGGGCGAGAACAACGUGCCUGCCGUGGCCUUCUUUGGCUGGCCUUUGCUGCCCUUCUUGCCGCGAUGGCAGUCUAGGAUCAUUACUUACGUGGGACCCGGAAUCGACCUGCCGCAGAUCCCAUCACCCUCCAACGAGGACGUGGACCACUGGCACAAGGUGUACAUGGAAGGCUUGCAGAAGCUCUUCGACGAGAACAAGGCAGAGGCUGGUUACCCUGAUGCGCAGCUGGAAAUACUGUAA